Anguilla anguilla (European eel) is the source of this 1374-nucleotide messenger RNA. Its product is annotated as polyubiquitin-B-like. Gene Ontology annotation, biological process: protein ubiquitination; modification-dependent protein catabolic process. Bases 179 to 643 code for a protein of 154 amino acids. The transcript is spliced from 2 exons. The record is from RefSeq and is a predicted model, not a curated record. Gene Ontology annotation, cellular component: cytoplasm; nucleus. Gene Ontology annotation, molecular function: protein tag activity; ubiquitin protein ligase binding. NCBI's taxonomy places the organism in Eukaryota, Metazoa, Chordata, Actinopteri, Anguilliformes, Anguillidae.
GAGGCGGGCCUCUCAGCUGUUCAAAAUACAGCACCAGACAGACAGCCACCAUAAGCAGACUCGUCACUCUCACCUUGUUCAUCUCGGCUGAAUCCUCUUGAGCGACUCUCCGUUUGCACACAAAUCGAAAAGUUCAACGUCCUAAAAGGCAUUUAUUCAAAAGAUCAAAUCUCUCGUCAUGGAGCUAACGAUCAAACUCUUUGCUGGGAAUACUUUUUCCCUGUCCGUGGAUCCGCGCACCACAGUCGGACAGCUGAAGUCCAUGAUCCAACUGAAAGCGGAGGUGCCCAGCGCGAGGCAGCGGCUAAGUACGCAGAACAGCCACAGGAUAGACCUGAAAGACGACAGGAAAACUCUGCAGGACUACGGUCUGCAUUCGGGAUGUAUAAUCGCCGUGCUGAUCGUACAGACCUUUCAAGUGUUUCUGAAAACCACUACCGGCCAGACGCACACCUACGACGUUUCCCCGGGCGAGACCGUCUCUGAGUUCAAGCUCAAGGUCCAAAAUAAGGAGCAGGUCGCCGUCCAGCAACAGAGGUUGGUCUACGGAAGCAAGGAGCUGCAGGAUGGCUGUAAACUGGAGGACUACGAUAUAACAGCGGGGAGCACCAUCCACCUCGUGCUGCGUCUGAGAGGAGGCUGAAUCUGGUUCACUGCGCCAGUUUUUCCAUUAUUUUGAACUCUGCUUCUUUUAAUUUCUAAAAUUAUUUGAAUGAAAUAUUUAAAAAAUUUGAAUAAAAAUUAUAUUUAUAAGUAUCUGUUGUUAUAAUGGGACCCUGCUCAACGAACUUGCUUUUGACACCGUUGUAUUGAGCUUACCACCAUGCUGUAUUGUAAGCAAAUUCCACUGACCUUGGUCGUGUGAUUGAUUGACUGAUUUUACUUUUCAUCUGUCUUUAAUGAUAGCUGUGCAAUACUGAAAUAAAAUGUUAUAAGCAAUUUUGUGUAUGUCAUUAACUCUGUUGAGUAAUGCAAUGUUUCAAAUGUAAGGAUGAAUAUACAAGGAUGUGCUUAGCUAAAUAUAUUUUUGUUUAGGUCAAGAUUGGCAUAAUUGGUGCGUCAUACUACACUGUGGUAGGUGGCAGUGUAGUAUAAUGGAUUAUUAACCAGGUUUAUAACCUAACACAGAUUACAGGUUCAAUUCCUUGGUAGGACUCUGCUGUUGUAUCUCUGAGUAAGGUACUUUUAACCUGAAUAUACAAGGACAUGGAUGCAAUGUAAAUGCUAUGUAAAAAAAAAAAAAGUUGUGUAAGUCGCACUGGAUAAGAGCGUCUGCUAAAUGCUUGUAAUGGAAUGCAUAAAUUGCUCUGGGUAAGAGUCUGCCAAUGGCAGUAAUGUAAUGGUGCAAGAAUAAACAAACCAUGAUGAAGGCAA